AUGGAUGGUGGGAUCCAGACCCUGGAGCUUGGGGAGGCCGAUGCCAGCUGGGAGCUCAUCAGGGACAAGGUGAUUGAGGAGCGCUUCGGGCCAACGGUGGUGCCGGUCCCCUUCCUGGAAGACGCAGCCUCCUACGACCUGCUGACCGUCCUGAUCAAGAAGCCCCAGCUGGGCCAGAGCCUCCUGCGCCGGCCGCGGUGCCUGGUGCCUGUCGGGCCCCUGGAGAACCUGCUGGACGGAGCCACGGCCGCCCGGGAGCUGACCCACUGCACCCGCGAGUACAACGCCCGGGUGCGGGGGGAGUCCCGCUACGAGGAGACGCGGCUGGUGGACGGGGCCCUGCGGCACAUCCACCUGACCAUGGCCGGCGUCCACAAGAAGGUGGCCUUCCUGGUGCUGCGGCCCGGAGCGGUGGCCCUGCGCCCGGACCUGCCCUGGCUGCGGGGACAGAGCAGCCUCUACGUGAUCUACGAGGUCUUCUACUGCAGCAGCCUCAGCCUGGCCGUGGCCCAGGGGGCCGAGCACCGUGCCCUGCAGCUGGAGCGGCCCCUCCCCGUGGCCUUCUCCUGCCUCAAGUUCGCCCUCAGCAGCAAGGGGGUGCUGGGCUCCCAGAAGCCCAUGGGCCACAGCCUCCCCGCCAAGGCCGCCUGGGUGAGGAUGGCCGUCCUGGAGGCCCCCGCCCUGCCGCUGCAGCAGCUGCCCCUGCCCAAAGAGGGCGCCGGUGGGCGCAGGCGAUGGAGGCCCCUGGGCAGGCCCUCCCGCACCCUGGCAGGAAAGUGGCCCUUCAAGCGGCAGCGGCCCCGGCUGGGCACCUCCAGCACCAGCCUGGGAGACCCGGACAAGCACUCCAUGGCCCUGCCCCUCCUGGGGGGCACCACGGCCGAGAGCGACACGGAAGAGUGA
Molecule: messenger RNA, 903 nt
Organism: Heteronotia binoei (common prickly gecko)
Lineage: Eukaryota; Metazoa; Chordata; Lepidosauria; Squamata; Gekkonidae
Gene: CUNH11orf42
Product: chromosome unknown C11orf42 homolog
Exons: 3
Coding region: 1-903 (300 amino acids)
Source: RefSeq, a predicted model, not a curated record